AUGGCCGAGCUGUACAAGGAGCUGGAGGAGGAGCGGAGCGCUUCGGCAGUGGCGGCUUACGAGGCCAUGGCGAUGAUAAACCGCCUGCAGGAGGAGAAAGCCGGGAUGCAGAUGGAGGCGCUGCACUACCGGCGGAUGAUGGAGGAGCAAGCGGAGCACGACCAGGAAGCCAUCCACGAGCUCAACAACCUGCUCACGGAUCGAGAGAAAGAGCUGAUCGAUCUCGAAGCAGAGCUCGAGAGUUGCCGGAAGAGGCUCGGCGAAGAAACAACCGAACCGGAAGAGAAAUCUAGCCAUGAGACAGAGCUGAAACGCAUGGCGGAAGGCUUUGAGGAAGACAAGGCUCGAAUUUUGGCGUGCUUGAAGAAUCUACAGGAGAAGAUCGAUAAUGGCGUAUGCUGCGGAUCUCUGCAAGAUGAGGUUUCGAAGCUGAAGGAUCGAUUGCACGCGCAUUACGCGGAGAAAGAGAUCCUUAGCCGCGCUGUGGGCGCGCUGAGACAUGGAGCCGAUGGAGUGAGCUUAGUUGAGGAAAUGGCAUGCCAGCUCAGGGAAUUAAGGAGAAUUCCCGUAACGUAA
Zingiber officinale is the source of this 576-nucleotide messenger RNA. RefSeq names its product myosin-binding protein 1-like. Gene Ontology annotation, molecular function: myosin binding. Lineage: Eukaryota; Viridiplantae; Streptophyta; Magnoliopsida; Zingiberales; Zingiberaceae. The record is from RefSeq and is a predicted model, not a curated record. The transcript has a single exon. The coding region runs from base 1 to 576 and encodes 191 amino acids.